Messenger RNA from Rhipicephalus sanguineus (brown dog tick), 801 nucleotides. RefSeq names its product zinc finger protein 513-like. Gene Ontology annotation, cellular component: nucleus. Gene Ontology annotation, biological process: regulation of transcription by RNA polymerase II. The coding region runs from base 1 to 537 and encodes 178 amino acids. The record is from RefSeq and is a predicted model, not a curated record. Lineage: Eukaryota; Metazoa; Arthropoda; Arachnida; Ixodida; Ixodidae. The transcript is spliced from 2 exons. Gene Ontology annotation, molecular function: RNA polymerase II transcription regulatory region sequence-specific DNA binding; DNA-binding transcription factor activity, RNA polymerase II-specific.
AUGUUCGCUGGAAUUUUGCUCAUUGCCAACAGCCGUGACAUUGCUUUGCAAGUGGCAACGGGAUUCACCGAAGUGCCAGUGACCGAGGCAGCGUCGACAAACACCGUCAGGCCGCUUGCACCUCGGUUGGCGCCACGUCCCCCCGGCCUGACGGAGUCUCAGAAGCAGGAGACGGUGGAGUUGUUCUCCUGCGACCUGUGUUCCUUCUCCUCAAUUUAUGCCGACGACCUCAAGAACCACGUCCGCACUCACAGAGGGAAGGAGGGGCUGUUGUGUCUAGUGUGCCAGCAGGCGUUUCCGGACGCGGACUGUCUGAAACAACACAGAUCGACGCACGCCGAAGAGAACAAGAAGUACAAGUGCGAACUUUGUCCGUAUGCAUCAGUCUCGUCCCAAAACUUGGCACGUCACGUGCUCACACACACGGGUGAAAAGAAUUUUGCCUGCAGCUUGUGUACCUGCAUGUUCCCCCGGAUGGACACCCUGAAGAGGCACAUAAACAAGGUGCACUUUGGUAAACCCAGAAGCAGAAAAUGAUCGGGUGUAGCUCGUGGACUCAGCAACACUGACACUUCUCACUUUGAACUUAAAAAUCAGGGUGCUUCAAUGCUGCUCUUCAAAGCAGCGACGUCUCAUUGGACCAAUGCUGUUAGUACUGCCAUGUUUGUUGUAACAAGUGGCGUUCCAAGUCACGUGGUCUGGCUUCAAAUGCUGGUAAAGAAAUAAAUACCGGGAAGUUUGCAGAUGUUGUUGUGAUACGACACAGGCCUCAAAGUGUCCACUCAUUCUUCAGACAUUGUC